Molecule: messenger RNA, 2296 nt
Organism: Amyelois transitella
Lineage: Eukaryota; Metazoa; Arthropoda; Insecta; Lepidoptera; Pyralidae
Exons: 16
Coding region: 136-2244 (702 amino acids)
Cellular component (GO): transcription elongation factor complex
Source: RefSeq, a predicted model, not a curated record
GAGGUAAGGGAAUGGGAAGUGGGAAAUUUAUGUUAAAACUUGAAAAGAAAAGCGUAUUUGUUUUGCUAGUCUUAUGCUGUUAUUUCGAGUAGAAAUAAUGAGAAAAUCUUAAAAGUAACCAAAUUUCGUUACAAGAUGGAGCAUAUCAAACAAUACGAUUGGUGUUCAUCCUUGCCUGACCGAUGUUUUAUCACAGAAGAGGAUUUGGACAAUUCUGUGACAGAGAGGAUACUACGGAAUAAGUUCCGUGACCCUACACUGUCUAGUGACUCUGAGGAUGAGAGACCAAAGACUGUGUUUGACUGGGAUCAGAUUUUUAAGAGAAAUACUCAGCAAGAACAUCAGUUCCGUAUAUUCGUGCCAGGACUCAGACCGGUGCCGCCAUACCCCAAACUUUCAGCUUUGACGGCACAUCAACAAUACCAGUGUCUCAAAGUGCUAUGUUCUGAGAACCCAACAAUUUUGGACAAAGAGUUUGUGCCCAGACCAACGAAACAAGACCACAGGGUUUUUGAGGAAUUAAAAGUGAAAUAUGCCCAAGAACAAGAGGAAUACAAAGAAUGGGCAAGAACUCUGUGGACAAACGCCCACUGCUCAAGAGGAUUGCGUCCCAAACCGACCGUUGAGACCGUGUACGAAGCGGAAUUCAAAAUGAAAGCCAAUGAAAUGCAGUCUUUUCCUAAAACAUACAAAAUGGCUGCGCAAAUACCUUUGGAGGAUGCAAAUAAUUUGUGCGAAAUGAUUUACCAGAAAGAAUUGAAGAAAGUGCACAGCACAGAUUUGCCACAAAUUGAUUACCCGCUUUUAACACAGAAGUGUUCCAUAAUAAGACCUAGUCCAGUGCCGGAGCCUUGCAACAAACAUCCCUCGCGGUUCAUUCUUCCAAGUGAGCAAUCAGUGUCAACUCUACCGCUGACCGAAGUCCACAGGGAACUGUCCCAAUUUGCGUUAGAAUCCGGUGCUAAAUUUGUGGCCAGCGAGGGCGCACUGAAAUGUUUGAUGGAGCUUGAUAGAGCUUGGAUGGUGCCUGUUUCUGUAUGUGAAGCUAUUAGCGCCGAUGGUGAUAAAAACAAUGUGGUAGUACUCGGAAGUGAAUUCUCAGUACAUCGCGAGCCGGCCAUGGUGCGGACGUAUAAGGCAUUCAAGCAUCUCCUGGAGUUCUCGCUUAUACCUCCUACGGAACGAUUGAAGUUGGAAGAGAAACGGCAAAAACAAGCUAAGAAAAGCAAAAAAUCUGCAAAUAAAAAAGAGAAAGCAGACAGAACUUCUGUAAGAACCAGAUCGAAUAGCAACAAAAUGUCGAUCAGUAGUGAUGAGGAUGAAGAUCACUUGUUUAUCGAUAUUGCCGGCAAUGAUCAAGAAAAUAUUGCAUCAUCAGAAAUGGAACAAACAGACAUACAGCCGGACAAUUUGGAUUUAAGUUACACAUCUGAACCAGAAAAAGACAAUAUUCACAGGGACAAGACUACAGAUGAAUUUGGAAUCUAUAAUUGCACUUGUAAAGAUACUGAAUUUGAAAUGCCUCCACCGCGCUCUUACAAGAAGUGGGUAGUUAGAAAUAAGACAAUAAACGACGAGCAGGCUAUUAUUGUGCAUUGCUCACACAAAAUACGCGGUCAAACCGGUGAACUAGUACUAGAACCAAUACCAGAAUACCAGUUGGAAUUGGCGGGAUGUCAGCAGUCGCCCGGGCGCAUAGCUAGUUUAGCGCUCUCUUUAAUACUGAGAAGAAACGCGUCUCUUUUGAACGUGCGCAUAGACAGCAUAGCGGGCGACAUAGUGACCAUAGAGAACGUGUUCCCCGAGGAGUUCCACAGGAGGAACAAAACCGCGACCGGUCUAGUGUGCAACAGGAUACACAGCACUCUGAACCAGUUGGAGGGGCUCGUGCCGGGGCAUUACGUGUUGCGACAUGACGCUUCACACGGCACAAACGCGCUUCUAUACGCGCCUUCGACUCCCGAAACUGCUCAGUUGACGUUGGACUUCAACUGUAACCAACUCGCGGACAACGACGAAGCGAAAUGUAUCAAGACUCCGCCAGUUUUAGCCCCAGUAUUGCUACCUUAUCACAAAUAUCGCAAGAUCCUGCCUCUCGCCUUCACCCCUCACGAGACCCAACUGGCCAAGGAGCCCAAGAGACCAGUCACCAGGCAGAAGACACCACCGCAAGCCAUACGGGAUCGAGAGGCGUCCAGAGAAAGAAAGUGGCCGAAGAAACGAAAGAAGAAGAACAAGAACUAAUUUGCUAUAUGAAUAUGAUUUUUGUUGCAGUAAUAAAUAUUUAUAAAUAUUA